CAUCUCUAAAGAGAGAUAAAGCGGCGGCAGCCACCGAAGUUGGCGGUGGCAGGAGCCGUAAACGCGAACCAAUUGACCCAACAGGCAACAAAACAAGCAAGGCGAGGAAAAACGCCCGGAACAUGCCAAUCUUCAAGACCCCAUUCAACGGCUAUGCCGUAAAGUUCAGUCCAUUCUACGAGAACCGCCUCGCAGUCGCCACAGCUCAGAAUUUCGGCAUCCUUGGCAACGGUCGCGUCCAUGUUCUCGACCUCACCCCCACCCCCACCCCUACCGCGCCCAUCUCCGAGGUCUGCGCCUUCGAUACUGCCGAUGCCGUCUACGACUGCACUUGGUCCGAAGACAACGAUAACCUCCUUGUCACCGCCAUCGGCGACGGCUCCGUCAAGCUCUGGGAUCUCGCCCUACCCCCAACCUCAAACCCUAUUCGCUCCCUCCAUGAACACUCACGUGAGGUCCACUCCGUCGAUUGGAACCCAGUUCGCAAAGACUCCUUCUUAACCUCGUCUUGGGACGACACCAUCAAGCUCUGGACCGUCGAUCGACCAGCCAGCGUCCGUACCUUCAAAGAGCAUGCCUACUGUGUCUACUCCUCUGUUUGGAACCCUCGCCAUGGUGACGUUUUCGCCUCUGCUUCCGGUGAUUGCACUGUUCGUAUCUGGGAUGUUCGUGACCCGGCUUCCACCAUGAUUAUACCUGCUCACGACUUCGAGAUUCUGUCUUGCGAUUGGAAUAAGUAUGAUGAUUGCAUUAUUGCUACUGCUUCUGUUGAUAAGUCAAUUAAAGUUUGGGAUGUGAGAAAUUUCCGCAUUCCCAUUACUGUGCUUAAUGGGCAUAAUUAUGCUGUUAGAAGGGUGAAGUUCUCACCUCACAGGGAAAGUUUGAUUGUGUCUUGUUCGUAUGAUAUGACUGUUUGUUUGUGGGAUUAUCGGGUGGAAGAUGCCCUUGUUGGGAGAUAUGAUCAUCAUACGGAGUUUGCGGUUGGGGUUGAUAUGAGUGUGCUUGUAGAAGGGCUUUUUGCGAGUACUGGGUGGGACGAGCUUGUUUAUGUUUGGCAGCACGGUAAUGACCCUAGAGCACCUUGACUAGAGUUGAAAAAGGGA
Telopea speciosissima is the source of this 1103-nucleotide messenger RNA. RefSeq names its product peroxisome biogenesis protein 7-like. Gene Ontology annotation, molecular function: protein binding. The coding region runs from base 123 to 1085 and encodes 320 amino acids. NCBI's taxonomy places the organism in Eukaryota, Viridiplantae, Streptophyta, Magnoliopsida, Proteales, Proteaceae. Gene Ontology annotation, cellular component: cytosol; peroxisomal matrix. Gene Ontology annotation, biological process: protein import into peroxisome matrix. The record is from RefSeq and is a predicted model, not a curated record. The transcript has a single exon.